CGCCUAUAUAGGCCUAUGACAUGAAUAUUCAUGAGGUUAUAUUUGAUCGAGGUCUGCUUUGUUUUCAUUGCAUUGAUUCCCAUCAAUUUGAUUUUUCAAAAGUUAUGCUUCUGGAGGUGAUGAUGACUAAUGUGACAAGACGGUAAGAUGCCUAUCAUACGCACAUUGAAGGAAACGGGUAAUAGCUAUGAGGCUGCAAAGCAAAGAUUGCUAGAGGCUACAGCACAUCUUGAAGAUGAUGAGGGCACAGUAAUAGCAACUGGUGUCCGAGUGAAAGCAAAAAGAAAUCGGAUCAUUAGCGAUUCCUCAUCCUCCUCUUCAUCCUCCUCGGAUGACAAGCGGGAUGAUGACGAUGGCGACGAUGAUGCAGAUGAUGAUGAUGAAGAUGAAGAAGAUAUUAUAUCGCAGAAAAGACAGCGAGGCAGGGAAAGGAAACUGCUCAGGAAUCUUGAGAAGGAAAUGAAGAGGAAGCGCACGAUUGUGUCCAUCAGCCGGCCUUCCUUGUACAAACGUACUGAGAUGCACUCCAUUACACCAGCCAAACCAAAGACCAAGAAACCCAAGUCUGCUAUGUCUAUGAUCUCGGCCUUGAACGAUUACGGCGAGGAUUCAGACAGCGAUGAAGAAUCAGAAGUAGAGCUCACUAAAGAAGCACAGGAAGAGGAAGCUUUCUCCCUGUACAAGAAAGCGCUCGAGUUCCAACGCAGCGGAGAUGUCCAGAAGGCUCAAGAAACUUACAAAGACCUCCUACAAACCAGAUUCCUUUCAAAGGUCAAGGCUUCUCAGGAGGAGCGAAGGGGAGGAGUUACCAACACGGCAAUAACCCUGAAAUACUCCAGCUAUAAGAAUCUAGGUAACCUGGCGAUGGGGAAGGAUGAUACUGAUACUGCCAUGGAAAACUAUCUGGAGGCGGUCAGUUUAGACAGUACGGACGUCACCCUCUGGUACCGGAUCGGCACCGUAGCGGUCAAGCUUAGCCAGCUAGCCUUGGCCAGGGUGGCCUUUGAGCAGGGCCUAAGAUGUUCCAAGUUUCAUUGGCCUUGCCUGGACUAUCUCUGCACUGUGCUGUAUGCCAUCAACGACUAUGUCACUUGUCUGUACUACAUAGCCCAAGCACUUGAGAAGGACAAACGAUACACCAAAGGUUUUGCCCUGAGAGAUCAGAUGUACUCUGAGCAACCUUGCCUGAGACGAGAUUGCCUGGAUCUGUUCAAACACUGUGAAAAUGAUGUCUUUCACUAUGAAGUACCCAAAGAUAAACGACAAAAGAUCGUAGAUGAAGCCUUAUCACUAAGGUAUAAGAGACAGGAGCUUGCCAAAGCACCACCCUUGCCAAGGAUCAAGUUCCUUCAACCUUUGACGGAAUUAAGGUGGAAACCUCUUGGAGAAAGACUAGUUGCUUUAUAUGAUUACAUGACAUCGAAGGAUCCACCAAUGAGCCUCGUCACAAUAAUUGAUCUGGAGGAUUACAAGUCUAAAGAGACAGCAGUCAAAGUUGUUCAACCAGAGAGAGCAAAGAUGGGGCCUUCUCCUGCUCCAAUGGAUGAAGAUCCCUCCGAUCAAAACAAAGCUACAGCAUCCCCCGUGCCUGGUAGAAGGGAAGGGGAGACAGAGGACCGUCAGACACCCACAGACACCCUAGGGCACAUGGGGGAGCAGACCCCAGGACAGAUGGAUGAAGAGGCCAAAGAGGCUGAAGAACCACAGCAAGCAGAUACUGAAGAAUCUAUGGAUGUGGAUGUUGAGACGGUGCUAGAUGAGAAGAUGAAACCUGUAGAGAGCAAAACGAUGACCGAAGCUGCAGGUACAUCAGAACAGAUCGGGACCACAGUGGUAGAUGAGAAGACGAAACCUGUAGAGGGCAAAACGAUGACAGAAGGUGCGGGUACGUCAGAACAGACCCUUGGAAGCUCUGCACUGACCCUCAAACAGCUUGCUGAAGCCUUUCUGAAGAGCCGAGGAGGUCAAGAAGAAGGAACUGACCUGCCAGGGGAUGCUGCGUCUGCAUCAGCUGUAGAUAUGGAAAAAGAGCAGGAACCUCCUGACAGCACCACUGCAGUGCUAGACUCCACCCCAGCCAUGUCAGACUUGCCCAACAUGGAGCUGCAGGCAGACAGUGCAGCAGGGAGCAGCCAGGAUAGCAUCCAGCAGUCUGGUAGGGAGUCUACCAUGGGCGAAUCAUCCCAGGACAAGACGAAGAUCCAGCCUGAAGAUGCGGUUGCGAUGGAUGCGGAGGAUAGCCAGGCAGAGAAGAGCCGGAGAGGGCAGAAGAGAAAGAGGUUGCUGAGGGACAUGCCUGCCCCUGGGAAGCGCCGCUCAGCUAGGGUGCGCAACACAACAGUCAAGAAAAAAGAAGAAGAGGAGAUAGUAAACUAUACUGAGGUACUCCGCCAGUUCCUUCCCUCGACUCUCCUGGUCAGCGAUGACGAGGAGGAGGAUCUGCAACUCAAGAAGUCAGGGGAUAAGGAUUCUAAGGAAAUAGAUGUAAAGAGAGCGAGAGAAUCUCCAGUAAACGAGAGAGAUUCCUUCGGAGCCAUGGAAACAGAUGAUGUUCACAGUUUACUGGUAGAAUGUCAAGUGAACAAUGGCAUCAUCGAUGUGAUGAGCAGAUACCUGGAAAGACUGGUUGCCAAACAUGAUCUGAAGUGGCCUGAUGGAUUGGCCGCAGUGUAUCUGGAUGUGUACAAGAGAUUGAGAAAGCACAUCAGUCUCCCUGAAUUGCUCUGUUGUGAUGAAGACGAAAUAGUUGUACGUGAGAUGAGUAUGAUGUGCCUUCUAUCGGCGGAGUUCAACCUAGAUCAGUGUCUGUCUGCUAAGACUAACGGCAAUACGCCUGCCGCAUCACCAGCCAUGCUCGGUGCAAACACCACAACCUGCACCUACAAGUGGGGAGAGCACCAUGAAGAUGAUAUGAUGUACCUCCAGGAGCUCACCUUGAUGCAAUACAUGCUACCAGACCUGUGGCCAGUGAUACCGGCAAGAGUUUACUGGCUGAAGGCUCGAUAUUAUCGGCAAAUUGGAAAAACUGCUGAUGGAGAAGAUGCUUUUGAGAGGUGCAAGGAAGUGUUGAUGAGAGAGGAGGAGAGAAGGAAGGAGGAUAGACAGCGUGCAAAGAAAGGGAAAGUGGAAGAGGAAGAGAUGGAGACGGAUGAGACGGAUGGAGCCAAUGAACGGAGACCAGCUAAGGUGGCAGUGGCUAACAUCAAGCAUGGAGCUUUGAUAUCUAUAGCAAGCAUCACAUCCGAGGUGGAGUCCCUGCAGCGCUGCCAGAGCCUAGAGCAGCUCCAGCGUCUCCACGCCUCCGGUGACCACGGCAAGGUGGUGGAGCUACUCCGCCCGACCAUCAGACACACCCCUAGGCCUGUCCGCCCUGAGAACACACCCGAGAGGUGCUCUCAGCUACUACUACUCAUCCAGUCACAGAUGGAACUCAAGGAUGCCAAGGAGAGUAUAUUCUGCUGUGUCCUGGGUAUGGUCGAGACAUGGCAAGGUGUCCAGAGAGAAGGGAUGCAAGUCUUUCAUCAACUCUGGCUCGAAACACUCAACAAAACACUUACCCAUCUUCAAAAAGCGUUUGAGUCGUGUGAGAUCAGCUCCCUCGGUGUAGGAGGAACAGGAUUACUGAGGAAGGCAGUCAAUGUCCUAAUCAAGAUCAUUGAAUGGACCAUGUACCAGGCCGACGUCAAUGAAACGACCAAUGCAACGUCGGUCAUGCCAUGGGUUGUACUCUACCAUACCAUCAAGUAUGAGGAAGAUCACCUCGCAGCUAAAAGCCUGCCCUCGUCUGACCAUGAGGGUGAAGAGGGUAUUCAUUCACCGAGCACAGUCCCGAUGUUACCGUCGUCCCUCAUGCUGCUGGAGAACGCACAUGACUAUCUAGGAAGACAAACCUGGUGUUGUAACUGCGAUGGUGCCCUUCUGAAGCUCUACAUCCGCGUCCUGAGCACCGAACUGGGCAAGUACUCUGAAGACGAGAGACAUCCAUUCUUCAGUGACCUCAAGCACACUUUGGAACAGUGUUUCUUCUGUCUUUACGGACACCCUACCAAGAAGACCAAGACCAGACAUCUUCAGGACCACGGAGCUAUAGAGGUCCAACUCGACUGGUCCAACUGCUGCUACAUCUUCGACUACUUCAAGCCCAAGAUCUUCCCAGAGUUUGACAGCUACAAGACCAGCUCCAUGUCCGCUGAGCUGGAAGGCCUCUUGCUCAAGAUCUCUAAGGUCAUCCCGCAAGACGCAAGGCCUGAGAACGCUCUGGAACUGGUCCAGGGCUACGUUGACGGGAGCAACGAGAAUGCACCAGCGAUACCUGAAGGGUUCAUAGGUCCAAGCUCUGUGGUCAAGGAGCUCUACUAUCUGCUGGCUGACUUCCACUUCAAGAAUAAAGAUUUCGGGAAAGCGAUCAAGUUCUAUCUCCACGACCUAUGUGUAUCUCCAGAUCGCCUGGACAGCUGGGCAGGCAUGGCCCUAGCUCGUGUCGGACGACUGGAUCUCAAACUGAACAACUCUACUGACACCAAGAGCGAUGGACCGAUCUUCAAGCACGGAGUAGCAGCUCUGCGAUGCUUCAAGCGAGCUCUAGAGAUCGACGCUACAAACUAUGCCCUAUGGAUUGAGUAUGGUUCCUACGCUUACAUCCUCCAUUCACACGCCUCCAGACAAAUCAAGCAGAAGGAUCAAUUGAAGAUCAGUGAUGAAGACAUCACCUCUCUGAGCGUGAAACAAGCCGAGAUGCUAGAGCAGGCGGAGCACUGUUUCAGGCAAGCCUCGACGUGCGAGGGCGAAGGGGAUGAAGAAUGGCUCGUUCAUUAUAUGCUGGGCAAGGUGGCUGAAAAGAGACUUCUCAUGGAGGAGAGCUUACGUCAUUAUCUGAAGGCGAGUUAUCAUCUACAUGAAAGCGAGGCAAGAUACCCAAAGAAGAUCCCCUACCACAACCCAACAGACUUCUCGCUAGAAGCUUUGGAGAUGUACUUCAGGAUCCACUCAGCAAUCUUGAAGCUUGUCCAGUGCUCGCUACCAGGUACAAAGGUCAAGUUGGAUGCCUACGGAACACUAGAGGGCCUCGUCCAAGAAGCCGCACAGCUUCCCUUCGUCAGGGCCGAGGAGAAGAAGAGAGAACCGAGUAGUGAACCAUCAACUGAUACUGAGCAAGAUGCAAGGAUACGUCCUCCCAAGCCUGACACGCCUCCCAGCCUGGUACCAAAGAGACGUGGCAGCCCCAUCUAUGUUGCCACGCCUCAGGAUCACGACUACCUUCAUGAGAAAUACCGCAGAUCUAGGUCAAGUCAAGAGGAACCUACUACAGACACUGCUUCCGAGAGUGACAUUUUCUCUGGUGACGAGAGCAUGUCGUCCUUCCUCUCCGCCCAGCGGAGCACGAUUACGUUGCGCCCCGUCCCAGCCCGUCGUGCCCUAUCUGCGGCAGAGGCGCAAGCCGUUCCAACCACGCCCGAUGGAACGCCCUCUAUUGUAGGGAUGGGAGAGGACGGGAAGACAAGAGGUGAAGAUGGGAUGAGUGGAGGAGUUUCCGAUGCUAAACAGCCUGAAAAAGAUCAACCUGAAGGUAGAACAACCACUGAAGACAUCGUCGCUCCUUGUCAAGAUCCCAAGCUGGAGAUCCCUGCCAUAGUCGUCUCCAAACCAAGCCCUGAAGCGGAAGCUGCGACUGAAGGUAGCGAAUCCCCUGCAGAUAAGGACAAUGUCUCUAUGACCUCAGCGGAAGCUGCAACUGAAAGCAGCGAAUCCCCUGCAGAGAAGGACAAUGUCUCUAUGACCUCAGCGGAAGCUGCGACUGAAAGCAGCGAAUCCUCUGCAGAUAAGGACAAUGUCUCUAAGACCUCAGCUGAGGACAGGAAAGAAGUGACCGAGAAACCUGAUGAGCUCAGAGCUGAAGUGGAUCCGACUGUGGCCUCUGCGCCUCCUGAUGAUGGGGAACGUGGUGAUCCAGGACAAGCUGUCGUUAUGGACACCGAAGAUGCAGAGCAACCUAUUCCUGCUUCGAAAGGAGAAGAGAUAAAUCAAGAUGGUAGGGCGAAGACUGAUGUACAAUCCCCAGUUGCUAUGGAGAUGGAUGAAGCAGAUACUGCUGACCAGAAUGAAGCUGAGGAAUCCGUUGAUCGGAAUAGAGGAGGGAUAGAGGAGACGAAAGAAGUUCUGAGGAGGACCUUGGAGGGAAAUAUUUCGGAAGAGAAAAUGGAAAUUGGAUUGUCAGGAGAUAUCGUAGAACCAGAGGAAGGAGAUGAAGGAGGUAAAAGGGGAAACCAAGAGAAUCUGGAGAUCAUCAAAGGAGGAGGAGAAGAUGGAGGACAAGGAGAAGUCAAAGAAGCAGAUAAUGCAGAAGAAUUGACACUACUGCAGAAGCCUAGUGUUGAUGGAUCCAAAGAAGAUAAAAAUAAGAAGGCUGAAGUCGUAGAUGAUGCAGACAAAUUCCUUCCAGGAGAGAUGGAAGUUGAUCAAGGUACUGUCCUUGCGCAGGGUCAGAUGAAGGCUGGCGUGCAGAAAACUCAACCUAAAGACAUAGAAAAGAAUCAAAGGAAAGAAGAAGAGCCACAAGACAUUGCAAAAGAACCAAUGUCCCUCAUUUCCGAUGAGAAGAAGGAAGGGGAGAUUGCAGAGCUUGGUUCCAAGGAAACAUUGUACAGUGAUGCCCCAACUCUGGAGUCUAUCUCUCAAGUUGGAGAGAUCCAAGAAGACCUUUUAGUAUUACCAAGUCUUGAGAAAGAGGUACUGCCUAUGGUAGAUACAAGGUCAAAGGAAGCAGAUUCCAUCAUGGAUGAGGAAAUGGUAGACAAAUCAGGAGCGGAUGAUGCACCACCAAGCAACAGUACCCAGAGUGGAACCAAUGAUGAGAAACAGAUCCAAGGUCAUAAAUUGGAUGAAAGUAAAGUAGAAAGCCAAAAACAAAGUAGUCACACAGUAGAUGGUGAUCUUUCAGAGGAUGGAGGAAGCGCUGAGGGUGUCUUACACCUUGACGGAGGUCCAGAUGGCAAGCCAAAGGAUGGUGAUUCUGAGAGAGUGGAACAGGAUAGUCCUGCAGGAGAUGGCAAAGGCCACAAAGGCGAAGUUCCUGAACAGGAGGAGAUGAAAGUUAAAGAUGAGAGCGAAGCGGCUGCACAAGAAAGGGCGGAAGUCAAGAUGGACACCAGCAUCCAAGGGAAGGGUGCUGCAGUCCAAAACAAAGAGGAUGAUACCACAAAGAUCCCUGUCAUUACAGAAGGACUGGGAACUGGAAGCAAUGUAGGAACAAGCUUGGAGAUGAAGGAUGAGGGCAAAGAGAAAGACGAUGCAGUCACCAAGAAGGAGGAGGAGGCAGGCGAAGAGCCUGGACAAAUGACAGAAGGAAAGACUGAUGGAGAGACUGUGGUUGAGGUGGAUGAGGAGACCAAGAAGAGACACCUGGAGCUGAUCAAUGUUUGUCUUGGUGCCAUGAAGCUCUGCCUUCAGAGGUUCCCACAGCAUUACAAGGCAGCUUACAGAAUGGCUUACCUCUAUGCCUACGCCCCAACCCACAAGAACUUGGCCUGGAGUAAGGACAUCCUGAUAGGUGGUAGCAGUGGUUACCCUCCCAAGACUCCCACAGACCACAUCGUUGCACCGGGUCUCUUCUCCGAACAGCAUAAGAGCAAGAACCUCUUCCAAGGGAUCUGGAGGAACCCUAUCCAAGACAUUGAUCGAUCUGGUAGUUUUCCAUGGCACAUGUAUCGCUCUGUGGCCCUUCUGGUGUACAUUCUGAGGGAGCUCAAAGACCACAUUCUCCUGCUUCAGGUCACCUCUAAACUCUACCGCAUUCCAGAGCAGGGAAAGAAAUACCUGAGAGAUGCAGACCGUCUUUUCUUGGCUCGCGAAGCGUUUGAUUCUUACAGGAGCACCAUCCGAUCGCGGCUCGUCGUCUCGCCAUCAGGAACAGCGGAGGAAAGUCUUGGACUCGUGCUGUCUUCCUUUCGAUGCUACCAGUACACCCAAUCAAAGCAACCCAAGCUCACAUCUCUAGCGUCGGAGCUCCUGAUCACAGCGUUUAAAGUGCUGAAAGGCAGUUCAAUCGAGUCCGAGCCAGCCUUGUUAGACCAAGCCGCACGGUUCUGUGAUCAUCACAUCUCCUUUAACAAGCUACCAAGAACUCCAACCGACAGUGAAGGCAUGCUACCCAGGGGCUAUCACAGAGACUCGCCUUCCAGCUCCUCCUCAGCUAGACCUGGACUAUCUUCAGAGGGUAGGAGACCCGUCGGGUGGUCCACCUCGUCUGGCUCCGACCAGGGCGGGCUAGGUGAGCCAUCGGAGCAAGACGGAAAGACGGCAGGGAGAGGAGAAGCGAUGGAAGCUACCGAGAGUGGGUCGAGAGAGAUGAAGUCACCUGCAGAGGGCAGUGUGCUUAUGUCGUCGGGAAAGACGUCUGUGGACACUCCUGCGCAAGAGAGUGUGAGGAGUAGUGUAGAAAGGGGAGGCAAGGAAGGCGGGUCCUCGCAGGGUGAGGAGUCGAAGGUCGUGUCGCCAUUACGAACGCAGGAGGAGGGUGGUUCCAGGAGGGCGGAAGGAAGCGGAUCGGGGAUGCCAGAGAUCGGUGUGAAGCGAAAGCUUCCCCAGAUGGAAAGCACCAGCGAGAAUAUUGCAAGUAUAGUCCAAGAAGCGGCGAGGCAGUAUGAAAAGACAGAGGCACAACGGAGAGAGAGGCUGGAGAACAGUUCCCCUGGAGUUCCGCAAGCGAAACGCUUUGCUGGGGGCAGCCCUGAGCCUCCCAGUAGCAAGGUCACCUGUGAGCCCACCUCAAGGGUUCAUAUUGGAGCUUUGGGCUCGGUGACGACGACUCCUAGACAAGUGCCUCAUCAUCAGCGGCCCAUUUCUUUACCUGGGACAAGCAAGCAUGCUGUGUCAUCAGCUUAUUCUGGAAGUAUGUCAUCGAAAAUGGGCGUUGUGAAGAAAAUGGUUGGUCCAUCUCCUCAUGGUGUAUCGAGAGACCCUUCAAAAUGGUCUCAGGCAGCAGUCAGCGAACCUUCUUCUAUCCAAAGUCCACUAUCGCCAACUGGCCCACUAUCACCAGCUGGCACAGGAUCCUUUGCGGGCAGUUUCCAGAAGUUCCUGAAGACCCAGCAGCAGCACUUAAGUUCCAUUGUCAAAACAUUCAACGUCCCCAGUCCUGAAUCGUCUGUGAGACACAAUCCUGCUCCGGCUAUCAGCAAGGUCAUGGGGUCAGGGUCGUUGCUAGGUCAGGUUGGUAUCGGGUCGGUUACUCCAAAGGUGAGGCAAACUCCUGGUACAAGCGUUGCUGGAGUUCGACCCAAACUUCCAGUUGCUCCCAGCCGUGCUCCUGCAAGUCACAGCAGCAGUCAACGGCUUCCUCUAAAGCCACCUACUGGAAUCUCGCAAGUCGCCAAGAUCACAUCUUCCACUCCCUCUGCGCCAGGAGUCAGGCAGGGGUCAAAGGCCGGAGGUCACAGAGAGCAACUAGCUGCCAGGAGGGAGCACUCCUCACUGGUUCAAGCUCAGCCCGCCAUACUGUCAACAGGAAAUGUCGGUGGUAGUGGCAGUAAUUCUCAAGAAGCUUCUAAAAGGUUGAUCCAAGCUGGUAGCUCCACUGCUUCAGAGAGGCCGCAGGGUACGGGAGAGGACCUUCUAUCCAUAAUUGACAGUACGGAAGAGAAAAGGACCUAGUGCCAGUACUGUAUAUUUUUUUGCCAGUGCAAACCACCACUCUUUGGGCGUUGUUUGAAGCCUUGCAGACUUUCUUACCAAGUCAAAAUUUGUGUAUUACCACAUUUUUUGCAAUAUUUCAUUGUUGUACAUGUUGCUUCUUGCGUACACUUCCAUGUACAAUGGAAACUAAUUGUUACAGAGAGCUCUGUUAAUAUGUAAUCAAUUCAGCCCUAAAAAUUGUGUUGCAAAAGAGAUAUGACAAGUAACCCAAUAUAACAAGGUACAUUUUGCUAGUCCCAGUUCUUGCGUAUUACAAUGUUUUUUUGAGGUUUUGGGGUUGUUAAAGAAAUAUAAAAAAGACACCGGAUAUAAGAAUAUUAUUUUCAUGGUCCCCAAUGUCCUCAUUGCAACCAAUUUCCACUGCAAAGUGAUACGGAUUGAGUUUUUUGAACAGCAAUGUUUAACUGCUGUGUAUUAUUUUGUAUUGAUUGCGACUGUUGGUCGAUAAGUACAUGCGUUUUGCAUUUAAUGCAUCAAGUGCCAAAAAGGGAAAGUUGGUGAAGGGGAUGGGGGGGGGGGGAGAGGGUGGGAGCCCAUUUGUAAAAUGAAAUCAGUGAGCAAUAAAAUUGUCUUUGUAGUUUGUA
Strongylocentrotus purpuratus (purple sea urchin) is the source of this 10274-nucleotide messenger RNA. Its product is annotated as calcineurin-binding protein cabin-1. Gene Ontology annotation, cellular component: nucleus. The transcript is spliced from 45 exons. Gene Ontology annotation, biological process: chromatin organization. Lineage: Eukaryota; Metazoa; Echinodermata; Echinoidea; Camarodonta; Strongylocentrotidae. Gene Ontology annotation, molecular function: nucleosome binding; protein binding. The coding region runs from base 148 to 9648 and encodes 3166 amino acids. The record is from RefSeq and is a predicted model, not a curated record.